UCUGGGCACCUGCCUACCCCUUGGCGGGGAGGCCGGCCACAGGCUGAGUGCGCUCCGGGCUGGGUACCCCUCAGUCAGUCCACGAGCAUUGCGUGGUAGACUUCCACUUGGCCAGUCCUUCCCACACUUCUGGGAUCAGAAAACAAAAUUAUCUUCCUUUCCAAAUCCAAAAAGAUGAAAACGACUGAGUUACUUUCAAAAGACAACCAAGUGCGCACCACAGACUAAUGAGUAGAAUCAAUAAGAACGUGGUUUUGGCCCUUUUAACACUGACAAGUUCUGCAUUUCUGCUGUUUCAGUUGUACUACUACAAGCACUAUUUAUCAGCAAAGAAUGCAGCUGGUUUGUCAAAAUCCAAAGGAAGCCGAAUUGGAUUUGAUAGCAUACAGUGGCGUGCAGUUAAAAAAUUUAUUAUGCUAACAUCCAACCAAAAUGUACCAGUGUUUCUUAUUGAUCCUUUGAUAUUGGAAUUGAUUAACAAGAACUUUGAACAAGUCAAAAAUACUUCUUAUGGCUCCACUUCAGAAUGCAAAUUUUUCUGUGUUCCAAGAGACUUUACCGCAUUUGCACUGCAGUAUCACCUAAGGAAGAAUGAGGAAGGCUGGAUUCAGGUAGCUGAGAAUAUGGGAUUUCAGUGCAUAAAGAUUGAGAGCAAAGAUCCCCGGCUAGAUGGGAUAGACUCACUUUCGGGAACUGAAAUCCCCCUGCACUAUAUCUGCAAAUUGGCCACUCAUGCGAUCCACUUGAUAGUCUUUCAUGAGAGGAGUGGCAACUACCUGUGGCAUGGCCACUUGAGACUCAAAGAACACAUUGACAGGAAGUUUGUUCCCUUCCGAAAGUUACGGUUUGGUCGUUAUCCAGGAGCUUUUGACAGGCCAGAGUUACAGCAAGUUACUGUUGAUGGACUGGAAGUUCUCAUUCCAAAAGAUCCAAUGUACUUUGUAGAAGAAAUACCACACUCUAGGUUUAUUGAGUGUAGGUAUAAAGAAGCUCGAGCAUUCUUUCAGCAGUACCUUGAUGAUAACACUGUGGAAGCCAUGGCCUUUCGGAAGAGUGCAAAGGAAUUACUACAGCUAGCAGCGAAAACAUUAAACAAAUUGGGAAUACCAUUCUGGCUGAGCAGUGGGACUUGUCUAGGAUGGUAUCGACAAUGCAACAUUAUUCCUUAUAGCAAAGAUGUCGACCUAGGAAUUUUUAUACAAGAUUACAAAUCUGAUAUUAUUUUAGCAUUUCAGGAUGCAGGACUUCCACUCAAACACAAAUUUGGGAAGGUAGAAGACAGCUUGGAACUAUCCUUCCAGGGAAAGGAUGAUGUGAAACUUGACAUUUUUUUCUUCUAUGAAGAAACUGACCACAUGUGGAAUGGAGGCACUCAGGCCAAAACGGGAAAAAAAUUCAAGUGUCCUUUCCAGAAAUAACCAUGAUUACUCAUUUCUUAUGUAUCCUUUCAGAGACCGAUGUAUGCUUGUAUACAUAUAGUAUUUACAUUCAUCUCUCUCCCUUUACACAAAUAGUAUUAUAGUAUAUUACAUAUUGUAUGUUCUUUUCCUCACAUAUCUACAUAUCUUGGAAAAUGUUCCAAAUUAGUAUAUAUAGAAAUGGCUGUACUUUAUUUCAUUGUAUGACAAUACCAUAAUUUAUUCAACCAAUUCCCUAUUGAUGAAUAUUUAAGCUGUUUCCAGUAGUUUGCUGUGACCCUCAGUUCUGCAAUGACUGUAUCUCUGGCCACAUGUCUUUAUGCAUAUGUGUGAAACACUCUGUAGGAUAAAGUAUUAGACUCAAAUUUUGGGGUUAAAGGGAAUAUAAGCAUAUUUCAAUUUUGAUAGAUACUGCCAAAUUGCCCUCCAAAGAGAUUUCCCCAAUUUAUAUUCUCAACAACAUGGUUUGAGAAUAUGGGUUUAUUUUUUAAAUGUGCACUCUCUGUAAAGAGAGGUAAACCUGCUUAAUAUUUGCCACUAAUCAGUAACUAAUCAGUUACUUGUAUUCAGUAACUAAAUCUACCAGACACCAAAUAUAGUUGGGAGAACGUUAGAAUUACUAUUGAAACUAGUCAGUGUAAUGCAUCGUCUCCCCUUCCCUAAAGGUCUUUUUAUCUUUCUAAUAAUCUAUUUCUUAUUUUAUAUACAGUUCAUUCUGAGAAAAAGCUUAAUAAUACAGCAUGUUUACGAUUUUUAAAAAGACGAGGAACUCAAGAAGGAAGAGAAAAGAUUUUCUUUAUACACUACUCUGCAGGCCUACCAAAUGAUCUCUUUGGUCCCAAGAUUUAAUAACAUAUUAACAGUAAUAAUAAAGAUGUAGCUACCAGGAUAUCUGCUAGCUAUUAGCCACUGUGAUAGGUAGUUCAUAUAUAUAAUCCGGUUAAUCUUCAUACUAUCCCUGUGGGUUCGGUAUUCUCACCUCCAGUUAGACAUUAGGAAACGAAAACUCAGAGUGAAGUAACUUACUCGAGGCUUUUGGCUGUUGAUGGAUUUAAUGCCAGAUGUGUCUGACCCUCAGGUUAAGUGAAUUAGUACGUAUAAUGCCAUUUGGAAUGGUACCUGGCACAUUGUAAGUAUUGUGUAAGUAGUAGCUACUGUCAGUACUGUAUUAUUAUAACUGUUACUGUUAUUAUUAUUACCAUGCUGCAUUGGCAUAAGGUAUGGUACCUUCAGCACGGUGGUAAAUUGGAUUAGUAAUUUUCUAGGCAGGCAUUUUCUUCCCCCGUCUCAUGCUACUCAUUCCAUCUUUAGUUCUCAGUCUUUCGCUCCUUUCUAGGACACCCUUCUUUCACCUGAAAUCCAAUUUCCAUUUAAAAAUGUUGACUGGAUUCUUUAUUAUGUUUUUCUCCAGCAUCCAAAUCUGCCAGUAAUAAAAGUGGCUAAUAUAACAACUCUGCCUAUAGAAUGUGAAGUUUUUAUUCUUCAACUUCACAUUUGCUAAAGAUGCUGUGUAGAUUUAUUUGGUUUGUUUCUUUCCUUCCCAUUUGAAUCACCUGGUAAGGGUAGAGACCAGAAGCUUGAAAGGUAAUAAUAAUAGUUAACUUUAUUGAAUACUUACUAUAAGCCAAGCACCAUCCCAAGCUUUUAUAUGUGUUAUCUUGUUUAAUCCUCACAAUAAGUUUAUAAAGGAGAUUUUAUCAUGAUCACCUGUAUUUUAUGGACAAACAAAUUAAGGCAAACCUGAGUCAGACCCAGGUCUAUAUCACUUCAGAGCCCAUGUUCUUACCAGUAUACUGUUAGUGUCAUCAUGAUCUCUACCGUGCUGUUAAUAACCCCUCCAUGAAAACAUUACCAAGGUAAUACAGCUAUUGCUGUAUCCUCUAAUAGGAAAUCUACUCCUUGGGCUAGUCGUGAGUUCCCUGUACCUUCUGAUAGUUAUGGUUUCUGCUUAUUGGAUAAAUCUUCAGAAAAUUCGGAUUCAUCCUCUGUGGACCACACUCUUAUCCAAGUGUGGAUUUUAUGUAAUUUAUCAUUCAUUUCUGUAAAAUGUACUUACUAACUGCUGUGUGCUAAGGAUACUGAUGUGACUGUAACUUACUUUCUGCUCUGAAGGAUCUCAUGAUCUAGACCAUGAAACAUGUUAAAGUACUCUGAUAGCAGUACUGUAAUCAAAUAUGUAUAAUCUGUAGUUAGGUACCAAAUCAGCCAUAUCUAGAAACAAUGGCAAAGAAGUGUGGCUUAAAAGUAAUUUGUUGGGGGAACGAUCCAAGAUGGCCAAUCGAUAACGGCUUGGGAUUGCAGCUCUCAAAGUGCAGAGAACUAGAGGAUGCCACACUUUCAGACAAAUUCUGGUCACUCACGGAGCAGAAGAUCCCCAGCGGAGGAACCACACAGGUCGCUAGUGCGACUCUUGUGGCCUGCGCAGCGGUUUCGCUGGCACCUCGGCGCGGCAGCUUUCAGAGCAGAGUAAACAGGGCUGGCUCCCCUUCUGACCGAGGCUUGGAGGACCCACACGGGUCCCCAGCACGACUCCUGAGGCUGGUGCAGCAGCUGUGAUGGCACCUCAGCGCGGCAGCUCUUGGCGCAGAGUAAACGAGACUGGUUUCCCUUCUGACCGAGGUUUGGAGCCCUGGGAAGGCAGAGUCGCCCAUUACGGACACAAGAAGGAAACCAGACAGGAGAAUCCUGGGCAGAAAAGCACCAUCAGUCUUAACAUUGCCGUUCUGGCCCUGGGAACUAACAACUUGGACGUCUACUCAAGAGACCUAAUCUGAAAAUUGGUAAUUUCAAAGAUGACAGGAGGAUAAAUUUACAAUGAUGGGAAGAAACCAGCGUAAAAAGGCUGAGAAUACUCAAAAUCAGAACACCUCUCCCUCUAAAGAUGAUCAUAGUUCCACAUCAACAAUGGAACAAGGCUUGAUGGAGAACGAGUGCAUCCCAAUGACAGAAUCACUCUUCAGGGAAUGGAUAAUAAGAAACUUCUGUGAGUUAAAAGAACAUGUUGUAGCCCAACGUAAAGAAACUAGGAACUUUGAAAAAAGGUUUGACGAAAUCCUAUUGAGAAUAGACAACUUAGAGAGGAAUAUAAGUGAAUUAAUGGAACUGAAGAAUACAAUUCAGGAACUCUGAGAAGUAUGCACAGGUUUAAACACUUGAAUUGUUCAAGCAGAAGAAAGGAUAUCAGAGGUCAAAGUCCAACUUAAAGAAAACAAGAAGACAAGAUUAGAGAUAAAAGGAUAAAAAGGAAUGAGCAAAGUCUCCAAGAAAUGUGGGACUAUGUGAAAAGACCAAAUUUACGUUUGAUAGGUGUACCUGAAUGUGACGGAGAGAAUGAAUCCAAGCUGGAAAAUACUCUUCAGGAUAUUAUUCAGGAAAAUUUUCCUGAACUAGCAAAGCAGGUCAAUAUUCAACCCCAGGUAAUACAGAGAACACCACAAAGAUAUUCCUCAAGAAGAGCAACCCCAAGGCACAUAAUCAUUAGAUUCACCAGGGUUGAAACGAAGGAGAAAAUACUAAGGGCAGCCAGAGAGAAAGGUCAGGUUACCCACAAAGGCAAGCCUAUCAGACUUACAGCAGUUCUCUCAGCAGAAACUCUACAAGCCAGAAGAGAGUGGGGGCCAAUAUUCAACAUCCUCAAAGAACAGAACCUUCAGCCCAGAAUUUCAUAUCCAGCCAAACUUAGCUUCACAACUGAAGGAAAAAUAAAAUCUUUUAUGAACAAGCAAGAACUCAGAGAUUUUAUUACCACCAGGCCUGCUUUACAAGAGCUUCUGAAAGAGGCAUUACACACAGAAAGAAACAACCAGUAUUAGCCUUACUAAAAAUAUACCAAAAAGUAAAGAGCACCAACAUAAAGAAGAAUUUUCAUCAACGAAUGGAUAAAACAGCCAGUUAACAUCAAAUGGCAGUAACCCUAAAUUUAAAUUGACUAAAUCCCCCAAUCAAAAGACACAGCCAAAACCCAACGGCAUGUUACAUCCAGACCUGUUUCACAUGCAAGGAUACACAAAGACUCAAAACAAAGGAAUGGAGAAAGAUUUACCAACCAAAUGGAGAGCAAAAAUAAAUAAAUAAAUAAAUAAAUAAAAAGAAGGAGUUGCAAUUCUCAUAGCGGAUAAAAUAGAUUUUAAAGCAACAAAGAUAUAGUGGUAAAAGGAUCAAUGCAACAACAGAGCUAACGAUUCUAACACCCAGAUACAUAGAGACUUAGACACAAUGAGACAGAAAAUUAAUAAGGAUAUCAAGGACUCGAACUCAGAUCCGGAACAAGUAAACUUAAUAAAUAUUUAUAGAGCUCUCCACUUCAAAUACAUAAAAUAUACAUUCUUGUCAAUACCACAUCACACCUACUCAUAGGUUUAAAUGAAACAUUGAUUGGCCAUUAUUAAUACCCAUUUUUUUUCAGAAUAAAGCAAUAUUUCUGUUCACCCUCCCUUUCUCUCUUCCUCUUUCUUUCUCUCCUUUACUUAUUUUUUUUUUCUUUCCUUCUCUCAAAAAAAGAAAUCAACUUGUAAACCUCUAGAUCCAGGUCGGCAAUGUCUCUCUCAUUGCUUGAAUUCCUUCCUUCCCUUCCCUCCCUCCCUCCCUCCCUUCCUUCCUCCCCCCCUCCCUCCCCCCCUUCCUCCCUUCCUUCCUUUCUUCAUUCCUUCCUUCCUCCCUCCCUUCCUCCUUCCCUCCCUUCCCGCCUUCCUCCCUUCCUGCCUUCAUCCCUUCCUGCCUUCCUCCCUUCCUCCUUCCCUCCCUAAAAAAAAAAAAAAGUAAUUUGUUAGGGAGACUUAGGAGAAAUGUGGAAAAAGGCCUAAAAAUAGGUUUAUUUAACUAUUUUCUAAUUAGUUUAUUUAUAUUUUUUAAUUUAAAAAAUUCUGUGGGCAUCUGUAUUCAUAAAGUAAAAACUUUAUUAGGGGGUUGUUUUCUUUAAUAGAUACCCAAAGGUGGAAUUAGUAAGUCAGACAAUAUAAGCCUUUUAAAGAGUUUUGAUACGUAUUGCCAGAUUGCAUUCCUAAAAAGUUAUUCAAAUAUGUAUACAGUCACCAACAUAAAUGGGUGUGCUUAGUUUGCUAAAUCAUACUGAAUUUUGCAUUGUAUUCAGUCAUUCAUGACUCCCCUCAUCGUUUCUUUGAGUAACUUUUUUCACUUUCUUUUCGUUAUUCCAAGGUAUCUUCUAUCAUAAAACCAGGCCAAUCAUUAAUAGCAAGUUACCAUCAAUUACUACCUUUCUGGCCAGGAGCGGUGGCUCAUGCCUUUAAUCCCAGCACUUUGGGAGGCCAAGGUGAGAGAACUGCUUGAUCCCAGGAGUUCGAGACCAGCCUAGGCAAAAAAUGAGACCCUGGCUUUAUAUAAAUUUUUUUAGAAAAUUACCCAGGUACGGUGGCAUGUGCCUGUGGGCCCAACUACAUGGGAGGCUGAGUUGGGAGGAUCACCUGAGCUCAGGAGAUCUAGGCUGCAGUGAGGCACAGUGCACUACUGCACCACUGCACAGCCUAGGUGACAGAGCAAAACCCAAAAAAAAGAAGAAAAGAGAAAAAAAGUAUUACUUUUCUGUUAACUAUUCCAAACAUCAGCUGUCUUUUAAUACACAUCUAACCACCUCCCUGCCGUUCCCCAGUCUCCCUUUCAAAAUCCAGCUUUAAAAUAUUACAGUCCAUUUUGAAUGCCUGGUUAUAGGUGUUUGCUAGACACUUAUUAUGUAGAGACUUUUAUAUCGAAGCUUUAUACAAGUGUGAUUUUAGGUCAGUGAGUCCAGGAAUUAGAAGACUUGGAUUCAAAUUGGAGUUCUGUUUUUUUAUGUCAUAUAACCUACUGAGCUUCAGAUUUCUCCUCUGUAAAAUGGGAAUAGCACUGUAUACUUCACAGGGUAUAAUGCUUAGAUUAAAUAAUUUGUAGUUACCUGAUUCAGUGCUUGGCACAUAAUAGAUUCACAGCUGUUUGUUAAUUCUUUUUUUUAUUUUUUUAAAUUUUACUUUAGGUACAUACAAUAUCUGGCAUUUCUCCCCAUGUUACCCCUCCCCACCCCCUGCUGUCUCUCCCCUACCCCCCAACUGCCCACAGUGUAUGAUGCUCCUCUCCCUGAGUCCACAUGUUCUCAUUGUUCAACACCCACCUAUGAGUGAGAACAUGUGGUGUUUGGCUUUCUGUUCUUGUGCCAGUUUGCUGAGAGUGAUGGUUUCUAGAUUCAUCCAAGUCCCUACAAAGGACACCAACUCAUUGUUUUUUAUGGCUGCGUAGUAUUCCAUGGUGUAUAUGUGCCACAUUUUCUUUGUUCAGUCUAUCAUUGAUGGGCAUUGGGUUGGUUCCAGGUCUUUGCUAUUGUAAACAGUGCUGCAAUGAACAUUCGUGUGUAUGUGUACUUAUAGUAGAACGAUUUAUAGUCCUUUGGAUAUAUACCCAGUAAUGGGAUUGCUGGGUCAAAUGGAAUUUCUAUUUCUAAGGCCUUGAGGAAUUGCCACACUGUCUUCCACAAUGGUUGAGCUAAUUUACACUCCCACCAACUGUGUAAAAGUGCUCCGAGUUCUCCACAUCCUCUCCAGCAUCUGUUGUCUUGAGUUUUUAAUGAUCACCAUUCUAACUGGCGUGAGGUGGUAUCUCAAUGUGGUUUUGAUUUGCAUUUCUCUAAUGACCCGUGAUGAUGAGCAUUUUUUCAUAUGUUUGUUGGCCUCAUAUGUGUCUUCUUUUGUAGGUGUCUGUUCAUAUCCUUUGCCCACUUUUGAAUGGGUUUGUUUGUCUUUUUCUUGUAAAUCUGUUUUAGUUCUUUGUAGGUUCUGGAUAUUAGCCCUUUAUCAGAUGGGUAGAUUGCAAAAUUUUUUCCCAUUCUGUUCAUUGCCAGUUCACUAUAAUGAUGGUUUCUUUUGCUGUACAGAAGCUCUGAAGUUUAAUUAGAUCCCAUUUGUCUAUCUUGGCUUUUAUUGCCAUUGCUUUUGGUGUUUUAGUCAUGAAGUCCUUGCCUAUGACUAUGUCCUGGAUGGUUCUGCCUACAUUUUCUUCUAGUGUUUUUAUGGUGUUAGGUUUUAUGUUUAAAUCUUUAAUCCAUCUGGAGUUAAUUUUAGUGUAAGGUGGCAAGUAGGGGUCCAGUUUCAACUGUUUGUUAAUUCUAAAUUAGGCAGGCAGAGCAUAGAAAUCUGAUUAGGAAAAUUCAUUGCUAGGUAGCAAUUAGAAAAAAAAUCACAUAGUAAUGGAUUAAAGCCUACCAAAUGUUAUAAAGAUGAAUAUAAACUUGUAUUACAUAUAACUGCAGAGAGAUAUAGUUUACAGGAAUAAACAUGUAGAGUACUGAUUCUACAGAAGUUUUCUGUGAAAGUGAGGGUUCAGCCAGCACAAUUUGAAUGACGGUUGUUGAAUGGGAAAUUGCUAUUAAAUUAGAUUUGGUUGCUUCUAGGAAAGGAGACUUAUGGCCAUGGAGAGAUGAUAUUGGGUAAUGUAAACCGGUUAAUUGGCAGAAGGUCUUGUUUGGUGGGGUUUUUGAUGGGAUGUAAUAAAGAAUGUCUCUCAUAAGGCUUUGGUGGAGAAUGUAGUAAGACAUGAGUCCUAUUGAGGAAUAUUGUUCUUGCUAGUGUGUGUAGGCAUGGAAAGCUGGUAUAGUGAGUAAGACUUGGGUGGUUGAGGACCUAUACUAAACAGGAGGUGACUCAAAGAAGUGGUAAAAGGUCUUAGCACCAUGCCUGGUUAUGAACAAGGGGAGUCCAAGAAAACUAAGUGUCCAAAAUAACAUAUAACUUUAUAUCUUAGAGCCUGAGAAAAAUUAGGAAAUAGUGGAUUAUUAAGUUUUUAAUUGAAGUGUAUCAUACAUACAGAAAAGUACACAAAGCAAAUGUAUAACUCCAGGAAUUAAUGAACAAAUAUGUAACCUACACCCCAGUAAAAAAAAAAAUAGGUGCUUGUCAGCACCCCAGAAACCCAUAUCAUUUUCCCUUAUGAUCACAGCUCCUGUUUCCCACAAGGUAACAGCUAUGCUAACUUCUGAUAUUACAGUUUAGUUUUACCUGUUGUUUUUUUAAAUUUUGUGUAAACUGGGUGAUAAUGUUGCUGGCUUCCUUUCAUUCAACAUUGUAUUUGUGAGAACCAUUUAUAUUUUUGCAUGUUGUAGCUAUUCAGUCAUUUUCUUUGCUGUGUAGUAGUUAAUUACAUGAAUAUGUCACAAAUAUUUAUUAAGUCCACUAACCCAAAUAUUAGUUGGGAAUUUGGGUUGUUUUCAAUUUGGGGCUAUUAUAGAUGAUGCUGUAGUGAACAUUUCUGUGCAUGUCUUUCAGCGCCCUGGUACAUGCUUAUCUUAGUUUGCUUAGGCUGCUAUAACAAAAUACCAUAAGCUGAGUGCUCAUAAACAACAGAAAUUUAUUUCUCAGGGUUCUGGAUGAUGGGAAGUCCAAGAUAAAGGUAUCAGUAUGAUCCAGUUCUGGUGAAGGGCCCUCCUAGUGGUUGCAGACCGCUGACCUCUCCUCCCAUGGUGGAAGGAGCAGGCAAGUUCCCUUGGGCCUCUUUUUUAAAAGUUCCAUUCAAAAGCGUUCCACCCUCAUGACCUAAUCACCUCCCACAGGUCUUACUUCUUACACUGGCACCUUGGAGAUGAGGCUUUCAGCAUGUGAAUUUUGAGGAGAUGUAAACAUUCAAACCACAGCAAUGUUUUUCUAUUGGGUUUAUACAUAAAGUGUGAGAUUGCUUGGUCAUAGGGUAUUCAUAUGUUCAGUUUUGGUGUAUUAUUUACAAAUAGUUUUCCCAAGUUUGUUAUUCUAAGUUAUGUUCCAAUAAGUUAUAGAACUUCCCAUUGCCCCACAUUCUUACUAACACUUGGCAUUGUCAGACUUCCUAAUUUUUAGCCAUUUUGGUAGGUGUGUAGUGUUACCAAAUUGUAGUUCAGAUUUCCAUUUCCCUGACUCAAUGAAAGCAAGUUCAUGUUUGUUGACGAUUUGGAUAUCCUCUUUUGUGAGUUAUCUGCUGAGUGUCUUGUCAGUUUUGUUUUUAAUUUGAGUUGGCUGUCUUUUUCUUACUUGAAAAUAUUACCUCCCAAUCUGUACCUUUCUUCUUUACUCUUUUUGUUUGUUUGUUUUGGAGUGCAGUGGUACGAUCUCGGCUCACUGCAACCUCCACCUCCCAAGUUCAAGCAGUUCUCAUGCCUCAGUCUCCUGAGUAGCUGGAAUCACAGACACACUCCAUUACACCCAGCUAUUUUUGUAUUUUUAGUAGAAACGGGGUUUCACCAUGUUGCCCAGGCUGGUCUUGAACUCCUGACUUCAAGUGAUCUGCCUGCCUUGGCCUCCUAAAGUGCUUGGAUUAUAGGGAUGAGCCGCCCUGCACCCAGUCCUUUACUCUCUCUCUCUUACUAGUGAUUUUUGAUCAAUAAAAAGUUAUUAAUUUUAAUGUAGUUCAGUUUAUUUCUUUCCCUAUCUCAAGGUAAUGAAGCUAUUCCUCCUAUACCACCUUCUAAAAACUUUAUUGUUCUGUGUGUAAUAUGAAGUAAAGAUCAAGUUUAGACUGUAUACCUUAUUUGGAUUCACUAGUUUUCUACUAACGUACUUUUUCUGUUCUGAGAUCUAAUCUAGGCUACCACAUUGCAUUUAGACACACUACCUUUUGAAAUUUGAUUUUAGUCCAAGAUUUUAAGCUUGUCACUGGUAAUGCCAAAUUAUUGUACAUCAUCGCAUGUCCCAGUUCUGCUCAUUCAAGGGCCUUGAGUUCCUGUCUCUUUGUACUAGCUUCUUGGUACCUCUAUCUAGAAAUAAUCUUCUCUUCCUCUGCAUUACUAUAGAUUUUCUUUUUCUUUACCUCUCUCUUACUUUUUUGGAGUACUUUUGCUGAUUAGUCUGCCCUUUCUACGUGAUAGGUAAAAUCAGGCCUGGUACAUGUUACUUGUUUGGCCUGAGACUAAGUGAGACCUGGAGUCCUAUAUGAAACUAUAAGUCAGAUCCUCUUAAGUGAUGAUAGGGUGACACUAGGUUGAUGCCUUUAUCCAACCUAACGCCUUUGGAGAAUUAAAGCUAUAAUUAAGUUAGCCUAGUAGUUUUCAAUCAUUUUGCUUCACAGGAAGUUAAAGAUUAAAGGUAGUUGUUGAAUCCUCACUGAUCGUCUCUCUCAGUUUUACAGAUUGAUAUUGUGCUCCUAUAGUUAUAACUGCAAGAAACGCAUUUGUCUUUUUAGUACUUACAGCUGUGAAGCUAAAGGCAAAUUUGAGUAAUUUUUUUAAAUGAGUGUAUUUAAAACAUUGACUUUUCUAAAAAUGAUCUCAUAUUUUCUGCUCCAUUUAUGCCUUUAUAUUUUACAACAUACAGAUUAUGUCUUAGGUCUCCUUAAUUAUACUGCCAAACCACUAGUAAUUAGCAGGUGCAAAAUUGAGAAAUUGAGAGAAGAACUUUGAAAGAACUGCUUUUGGAAGUUAUACAGUUAUGCAUGUUAUAUGGUAAUUGUAUACAAUAUGUAGACAUGGCAGUUAUUUAUAUAGCAAGCUUUGUUUAUUUCUUUAAGAGAAGAUUGCCUCCAGAUGAAUAAACAGCGAAUCUUUCA
Molecule: messenger RNA, 11906 nt
Organism: Callithrix jacchus (white-tufted-ear marmoset)
Lineage: Eukaryota; Metazoa; Chordata; Mammalia; Primates; Cebidae
Source: RefSeq, a predicted model, not a curated record